AUGGAGCAUGAUUGUUGUAAGUAUGUGCAAAAAUGUCAUCAAUGUCAAGUGCACAGUGAUUUGAUUCGAGUACCUCCUCACGAACUCAAUGCAAUGAGUUCUCCUUGGCCAUUUGUGGCUUGGGGUAUGGAUAUCAUUGGCCCAAUAGAGCCAUCCGCCUUUAAUGGAGAUAGGUUCAUUUUAGUUGCUAUUGAUUACUUCACCAAGUGGGUGGAAGCAGCUUCGUAUAAAUCAGUUACGAAUAAGAUAUGUGAGCAAUUCAAGAUUAAUCACCGAAACUCAAUCGCAUAUCGUUCUCAAAUGAAUGGAGCCGUGGAAGCUGCCAACAAGAAUAUCAAAAAUAUCUUGAGGAAAAUGAUUGGCAAUCACAAAGGUUGGCACGAGAUGUUGCCAUAUGCUUUGUUAGGAUACCGAACAACUGUCAGAACAUCAAUUGGAGCAACCCCGUACUUUCUAGUGUAUGGGACAGAGGCCAUAAUCCCAGCCGAAGUGGAGAUACCUUCGUUGAGAAUCAUUCAAGAAGCUAAAUUGAGCAACGCCGAUUGGGUUCGUAAUCGAAUUGAACAUUUGGCUUUGAUUGAUGAAAAGAGAAUGAUUGUUGUUUGCCAUGGUCAACUAUACCAGCAAAGAAUGACUCGUGCUUUUAACAAGCGAGUGAGACCAAGAACGUUUGAAGUUGGUCAGUUGGUUCUCAAACACAUUUUUCUACAUCAAGAUGAGUAUAAAGGAAAGUUCGCGCCAAAUUGGCAAGGACCUUACAUGGUUAGCAAAGUGUUGUCUGGAGGUGCCUUAAUAUUAUCCAAAAUGGAUAGCCAAGAGUGGCCAAAACCAAUCAACUCAGAUGCCAUCAAGAGAUACAACGUUUAA
Molecule: messenger RNA, 867 nt
Organism: Solanum dulcamara
Lineage: Eukaryota; Viridiplantae; Streptophyta; Magnoliopsida; Solanales; Solanaceae
Exons: 2
Coding region: 1-867 (288 amino acids)
Molecular function (GO): nucleic acid binding
Source: RefSeq, a predicted model, not a curated record